GGGGGGGGGGGGCUGCGGGUGAGCGGUGGCAGGGGGCGGGCGUGGAGCCCCAAAAUGGCCUGGGGGGAAGGGACCCGAGCCCUGACUCCAGCCCUGCUGUGGGCAGGGACACCUCCUGCCCGCCCAGGGUGCCCGCAGCCCCAUCCAUGAGGGGCACCUCAGGGAUGGGGCAGCCACGGCUCCUCUGGGCAGCCCCCGCCCGUGUCCCCCCCGUUGCGUUCUCGCAGCCCCGUCGGUGUCGGUAGCCUCGUAAUUUUCUGCUUCCCCGCCUAGGUCAGCUUUGCACCAUGAAUAAGGACGCCCAGAUGAGAGCCACCAUUAACCAGAAGCUGAUCGAAACGGGGGAGCGGGAGCGCCUUAAAGAUUUGCUGAGAGCCAAGUUAAUUGAAUGUGGCUGGAAGGAUCAGUUGAAGGCACAUUGCAAAGAUGUCAUCAAAGAAAAAGGAUUAGAGCAUGUCACUGUUGACGACCUGGUGGCAGAAAUCACUCCAAAAGGCAGAGCCUUGGUACCAGACAGUGUGAAGAAAGAACUCUUACAAAGAAUAAGAACCUUCCUCGCUCAGCAUGCCAACCUUUAACUACAGCAGUCGUCUUGGAUACAGUAUUACUGUUUCUGCAUUAUGUCAGUCGUGUCAGGAUUGGAACUCAGUUUCCAUGCUUAAUGAUUGAAAUUCGUUUCUUUUUUUGUAUGAGUUGAAAUUUCCUUGCACUGAAUCAAUUUCUUGGUGUUAUUUUAAUAAAAAAAAAAAAAACGUGGA
Anas platyrhynchos (mallard) is the source of this 758-nucleotide messenger RNA. It is a transcript of the gene ENY2, whose product is annotated as ENY2 transcription and export complex 2 subunit. The record is from RefSeq and is a predicted model, not a curated record. Gene Ontology annotation, molecular function: transcription coactivator activity. Lineage: Eukaryota; Metazoa; Chordata; Aves; Anseriformes; Anatidae. Gene Ontology annotation, biological process: positive regulation of DNA-templated transcription; mRNA export from nucleus. Gene Ontology annotation, cellular component: nuclear pore; SAGA complex.